This is a messenger RNA of Metarhizium acridum CQMa 102, 1449 nucleotides long. Its product is annotated as hsp90 co-chaperone Cdc37. The record is from RefSeq and is a predicted model, not a curated record. NCBI's taxonomy places the organism in Eukaryota, Fungi, Ascomycota, Sordariomycetes, Hypocreales, Clavicipitaceae. Gene Ontology annotation, molecular function: heat shock protein binding; protein kinase binding; protein-folding chaperone binding. Gene Ontology annotation, biological process: protein folding; protein stabilization. Gene Ontology annotation, cellular component: cytoplasm.
AUGCCUGUCGACUAUAGCAAAUGGGACGCGCUGGAGCUCAGCGAUGACUCCGAUAUCGAAGUCCACCCCAAUGUAGACAAGCGAUCCUUUAUCCGUGCCAAGCAAAACCAAAUCCACCAGGAACGACAGCAACGCAAGCUCCAGAUCGAAGCGUACAAAUACGAGCGGCUCAUCCACGAUGGCCUUCUGAAGCGCAUUUCGUCCCUGCUGUUGGCGCUGAGGACACAUGCUUCGGAGGCUGCUGGCAGAAACCCUGGCGAGAUUGCAUUCAAGGCUGUUAUGGAAACGGCCGGUGACCCCAAGGACGACCAGGUUCCUCCACGACCCGAAGGACUACACAGCGACGGCAAGGAGCCCAAAACAUACUCACAGAUGAUGGCUGCGCUGCUGGACGAAGUGAACAAGGCGCUUGACGCGAAGAAGCCCGAUGACCGGUAUCAGGCGAUGAUUACAGAGCUUCAAGGCCACGUGGACAAGAUUAACGAGAUGCAAAAGGAGCUUACGCCGAAACUCGAGAAGCUUCUCAAAGAGGAGGGAAAGAAAAUUACAAGCGCCGAUAUUCACACUGGAUUCGACAGUUCACACGUUGCGAAAGCAAAGCCGUCUGAGAAGAAGGGUGCGUCCACCGAGGUGGAGCUUUUGAACCCCAAUGCUUUAUCUUCAGACUCGCGGUCACCUGGCGACAAGGCGAAGAUUGAUGAGGAGGGAGAGGUCGAGGCUUCUCCCGCUGCCAAAAAGUUUGCCCAGAUUGACCCCAACGACUACACUGCCAGUCUGCAGUUCCUCUCACAAAAUCCACAGAUCUUGACGGAGAAGGAGACGGACGGCCUUUUGGUGCUGGCCUUUGAUGCAGCACUGGAAAAGAAAGAUGACUACUGUCGUCAAUGUGUCCACCAGGCUUUGUUAUUACAGUACUGCAGGCUGCUCGGGAAAGACGGGGUUAGACUAUUCUUCCAGAGAGUCACAACCAAGGGUCAUCAGGCGCAGACCGUCUUUUAUGAUGAUGUCCGAGACACAUACAUGCGCAUCAGGAAGCGGGCGCAGGAGAUUGUUGCACAGCGCGCCGAGGAACCCGAGGAAGGCGUUGAACAGAUUCAGCUGCAUGCCGUUGAGCCAGGGACCGUUAUUCAAAUCAAGGUGCCUUCAGCCGAGAGCCAGGACGCUGAUGAACAGCAUGCCCGUGAAAUCUUUGACGGAUUCAAGCCGGAGAUGAAGAAGGCGCUGGAGUCGGGGAAUCUGGAUGAAGUGAACAAGGUUCUAGGUCAGAUGAAGGUCGAAGAGGCUGAGGAGUUGGUUGCAUUGUUUGGAGAGGCCAAUAUCCUUAGUCUUGAGGAACAGAUUAUAGAUGCCACGACAGAGGAAGGCCAAAAACAGUUGAAGGAGCUGGAGGCGGCGGCCAAGGCGGAGGCGGAGGCAGAGGCCGCGGGACCUGUGGGGGACCCUGAAUGA